Molecule: messenger RNA, 1251 nt
Organism: Phyllotreta striolata
Lineage: Eukaryota; Metazoa; Arthropoda; Insecta; Coleoptera; Chrysomelidae
Source: the annotation of a GenBank genome assembly
UUAUUAGUCGGGGACGCAUGACAAUUUGUGCUUUUCGGUUUUAGGAACUGUUUGAGUUAUUCAGUUUUGUAUUCGGUUAUUUUGUAACCUGCAUUUCGGUAAAAGGUUUCUCGCGGUCAACAUUGAGUUCCCAUUUAUCUACUUCCUAGUCUUUCACAGCGUGUAAUAUUAUUUAACGAGCGCUACUUUCCAUAUUUCAUUUAUAUUUGUCUCCAAUUGGAACCCAUAGAACUGGAGCAAACUUUCAUCGGCAGUUCCUUCUUUAUUACUGAUCCAUUCAAAAUGAAGGACGUUAUUGAUGUUAUGGAGCUACAGCGUGAGAAGACUCGUAAAAACGUUCCAAUCGACUACAAAUCAUUGGAUUUCAAUAAUGGAUUUACGCCCGCGAGGUUCAUUUUCGAAUGCGGCAUUAAAUUAAACGGCCAGCCUUUGACUUUGGCUACAGCAGCUGUUAUUAUGCAUAGAUUUUUUAGAGAAGUCGAUCAUACGAAUUAUGAUUGUUUUCUGAUAGCGGCAUCUUCCCUGUACCUGGCCGGUAAAGUGAAGGACGAUUCGCUGAAAAUUCGAGACAUAAUAAACGUCGCCCACAAUACUUUACAUCGAGGUAGCAAUCCCCUGGAAAUCGGCGACGAAUAUUGGAACAUGCGCGACGCCAUCGUCCAGGCCGAGCUGCUCAUCAUGAGGAUCCUGAAAUUCGAAGUCGGUACCAUCCAUCCUCAUAAAUACCUGUUGCAUUACCUUCGAUCGAUGGAAGGAUGGUUGGGAAAAUCUCAAUGGGAGACGAUUCCGGUGGCCAGAGCUUCAGCUUCGUUCCUGCAAGACUUCCACCACGAUCCCAGCAUUCUGGAUUACAAUCCUCGGCAUAUAGCUAUAGCUUGCAUAUCGUUGGCCCUUCAAUGUUAUGGUGUUCAGUUACCUUUAAUCGAAGAUGCCGAUGAUGAGGCGUGGUACAAUGUGUUUGUUAAGGAUUUGCCCAAGGACAAGCAUUGGGAAGUCAUGGAGAAGAUUAUGGAAGUGUAUAAUAGGGAAAUUGAGUAGUUUGUAGAAAGUAACGGUGCAUUGCGUGUCUUAUGUGAUAAUUGUGAAUAAGAUUGAUUUCUUCGAAUCGGUAUUUUUACAUAUGUAAUAGUUACAUAAUUAGUAUAGUAUAAAGUAUAAGAUCGACAUAACGUAAGCAAUUUCUUUUGAGUUUACGUUUUUCUUUUAUAAUUGUGCUGCAUUGUAUUUGAUAAUUAAAUAAUUGAAAUUGGA